UUUGUUUUCAAAAUCUUGCAGUUAAACCGAAUUAUCGUUUGUUCUGUCUGUCGCUUAGUCAAAUACAUUUCUUGUCAAAAAAUAACAUUCGUUGCAACUUGUCGAAUAGGAAAAUAGUAGCAAUUGUGCAUUACCUGCAGACACUCUGGUUUACUCGUUUGUUUCGUUUGCUUCGCCAUCAGGUUCGGUGACAAAAACUAAUUUCUUCGUUUUUGCCUUUGCCUUGGCUAGUGAGUUUCAAUUUUUGUGCAUCGGUUUGCAGAAAAAUAAAUUUUUAUAAGAAACGUCAUAAUUUGUUAUCUGGUCGCAAUUUCUUGGGUUAAGCCUCAAAUCUCCGUUAAUGCAUGAAAAAGCUCAAACAUUCCAAAAUGGAUACGAAUGUUUUGUGGGGGAAAGCAGACGUCGGGGCAGAAAAAAUGACGACAGCGUCGCAGUAAACGGCAGUGGCAACGGUAAUAUCGCAGCAGCAAGUGCAAAGUGAAAAUUAAACGUCGCUUUGCUCAAGUGAAAUGAGACGGCGACAGCACAAGUCUGAAUUGAGGUCGAAAUCAAUUUAAAGCUCUGUAGUGACCAUCAAUUUGUAUAUGUUUGUAUUAUAUUAAAAUUGUAUGUGUAUGUAUGUAUGUACAUAAAUAAAAUAUACAACAGCGUUAGACCAGUGCUCGUUCGAACGUUACUUUACGAAAAUUAAUUGUAAAUAUGCUAAUUAUGCUUUGAAGAAUUUACUGAUAGAUCCAAAUUUGAGGUUACAACAAUUGAAUGAUAGCAUAAAAACACUGAAAAUCACCCUCGAAACGCGCAUGUACGACGUGUCUUGCAUCUAUCUACUUUUUUCAUAUAUGAACCUUACCCCUUGUGGGGGUUUUUGUUCUCCUUCAGUGCUUACACACAUCGUUGACGUUGAAUUUCUUUGUGAUGUCGAUCUAUGAACAAAGAAAGUUCAUAACGAAUAAUUUACUCUGAAAAAACUUUAAAGCGACAACAAAUGAGUUGAGAGCAUCGGUGUCGUUAUGAAAUAACUUGUAUUAUUGUCAAAUUCUUUGUGGUAACGUGCAGGGUGUAGUCUUUUCUUAAAUACAUAUGUAUCUAGUAUAUUCAAAUCGACGUUUUAUGUGGCCUUAAGAUUGACAUACAAAUUAUCUUUGUUGCGUGAUGUUGCAUUGUAAAUUUCUGUUGGGUACAGUUCUGGAAAUUGUGAGCCUUUGCUAUUCCUUUAAAAUUUUGAUCAACAAAUUUUUAUUAAAUUUUAGGUAUACACAUGAAGAAAAAUUAUGACCUGUUAUUCUUUUUCUUCUUAGUUUUGCAUAUAUUAGCUUUAAAAAGUCUGUGUGCACAAAUUAACUCAAUAUCCAAACAACCAAUGAGUAAUCAUCGAAAAAAUUCCAACUUUUUUUUAUCAUUAGGUAAAUAAUUAGUCUAAAAUUUUAGAAAAUGUAUGCAUUUUUUCUAAGUAACACCUCCAGCUCAGUAAUAAUUAUUAUCUAAAGAACUUUAGUUUGUGUGGCAACACUUAUUUCAUGCUAUUUCAAGGGACAUGAUUCUACAAAGAAUUUACUGCUUGAAUCGUCAAAUUAUUAAACGCAGGAUGAGAGAACCUAGGUAGAUGGAAAAACAAUACCAACAAGCAGCAGUAGCAGCGAAAUCAGCUGCUUUAGAAGCGACAGGAACUGGGAGUGUAGGUAGAUAGACGAACAUACCAAAGCAAACCGAGUACUUUUAAAACAGGUAUAGAGAUAAAGUGCAAAGUGAAAUGAGUAGAAUUGUGACUAUGUAUUGUUAUUGUAGUAAUUUUGUCGGACGAUUCAAAAACUUGUACCACAAUUUCGAUGGAUAACUAGUUUAUUGUUGCUCUUCGUAGUGUACUGUUCAUUAGCUAAGAGUUAAAAUUUUAAUAAUUCACCAUAUUGUUAAAAAAUAUACAUUGUAGAAUUAACGCUUUCGGAAGUUGCUGUGCAAUUAAAGAAAUCGCUUGAAUUUUUUCUUCCACCAGUUUCUACCUUAAAUGCUCAUUUGAAAAGAAUAAUUUCAUAUACAAGGCAAUUGACUUUGAAGAAAACAACAUAAUUUUCCAAGAAAGAAAAGUUUUAAAUUAAAAAACCCUUGUAAAGAUAUCAUAAUAUUAUAAAUUGUGGAAAUCGCAUACCUGCGAUUAAAGUAGUGAAAAUUUGUAAUCACUUACAACUUGUUUGCGUCUUCAUUCGUUACAAAUUUUACGUUAUCGGCAACCGUGAGUGUGUGCGUGUGAGUUGAGUGUAUCGUUUAAAUCUCCAGUCACACAGUGGGUCAAUCAGCCAGUGAUUAGACAGUUAUCAAACAUAGCAGUUCAUCUGAGCGAACUAAGCAAAACAUAUAUAUAUAUAUAGAACACCAAAAUAUUUCCUUUUCAAAAAGUAGACGAGCUUUAUUGAUUUAUCAACGAAGCGCGACGACAUCAGACAGUUACGUCAGCAAACGUCGUGUUAGCUAGCUGUAAAGCAGAAUUUAAAAUUCUUUACCCACAAGUUAACGAAAAAGUUUUCAUCAUUCCUCAUUCAACGCUUAGUGAUCACUUCUUGCAGCCUUACGACGACCCAAGGCAACGUUGGGAUCAAACCAGCGAACGUUAUUUAGGCACAAUAGCGCAGGACAGGAUCGUGAAAUCAAGCACCAUUGAGGGAGGCAGCAGCACCGGUGACACCAGUAUUGGCGGCAGCGGUUUACACCUUGCAAUAACGGCUCAUCAAACUGAUACUGAGCGUUUUAACGACAAUUCGUGUAACCGAGGAGGAGGAGGCGGCGGCGUUAGCGUCAGCUGCGGCGGCCAAACCCCGCCCACACCAACGGUCGGAAAAACACUGUUAAAUACAAGUCCCAAUCUUUUGCCGAUUACCACUGCGUCGGAUACUUUUAACAAUUUGAAAAAUUUAGUCAAGAUUGAUAAGGGUUCCAGUCCAACAAACGGUAACACCAAUAGUGGUGGUAGUAGUUAUCGCCCAAAAGGCAAUAACGUUGGUGGUUAUAAAAAUAACAGUAACCUUGCCCAUACAAUCGGUGUUUCUCCAACAUCUGCCGACGAACGUGGUCUAAUUUCCGGUAACGGCAGCGGUUCAUCUGGUUCGGGUAUCGUUGCUGGGGGGCGUGCUGGAGCAGGAAGCUCUUCGGGAUAUAUUAGUUCAACUUAUAACAGGAAUUCCGCCAAAAUUCGUCAAUACGAUUCGGACGUAAGCCCACGACCUCGACGAACUUACCAGGGUGACUCGUCGUCGUCGCGUUACUAUAACAAGAAUAGUGACACUUUGGGACAGGGCCCCAAAUCAGUUGGUACUAGCGGUAACGGCACUCUAAGUGGUGCUGGUAUCGGACGUGCUAUCAUAGGUAACGAAGGUAAUAGCGGACGCGGCUCAUACAACGCCGACGGAAGCAAUAACAGACGUUAUAACAAUCAAUCGACAGAUGGCGGCUACAAUAGUGCUAAUCGUAAUAUAAACUCAACCGGUGGCGGAGGCAACAGCUAUCGCCAGCAGCAGGCCAACCGUUACGAGAACAGCAAUGGGCAACAGCGGUCUUAUGGCAAUUCCACAAAUGCCAACUACAACAGUAAUUAUUCAAAUAAACAAGGCUAUGGCUCACGUUCUGGCUACAAUGAUGGAAAUGUAAAUGCGCGAUCAAAUCACCGUGAAGACUACGGUAGCAACAACUAUCGAGAGUACGACGACACACCACGUUCACGUUAUAAUACUGGAAAUAACAGCAAUUCUAAUAGUCUUGAACGCAGCAACAACGGGCGAUACAAGCCCUCUGAGCAGGGUAACGGAAACGGCCAUAUUCCGUCUGCCUUAAGACAAGGCGGUAUUUCAAUAGAGGAUCGUUACGAUCGUGCUUCUAGUUCGGCUGAAGUCGGUCGAGCUUAUAGCAAUCGCACUCCACCAAUUCGUGGCGGAAAUGCAUCUGGCACCGGUUCAGUACCAGGUGCACAACACUCUUCAACACCAACUUCGAUAAAUUCAGCGUCAUCGUCGUCACGUGGCAUAUCACCCAACUCAGCUGGCGCCACAGCCGGAGCACAGCACAUUUCACCAUCACCCACGCCACCACCUCCAUCUGCAGGUCGCUGGGUGCCACCAUCUUUGCGUCCACAACAUGGACUCAGUCAGACCGAAAAGAACGAUGCUGUCUUCAGAAAGGUUCGCGGUAUCCUUAAUAAAUUAACUCCAGAGAAAUUUCAAGAACUUAGCGAUGAAUUGUUGAAACUCGACUUAAACUCCAUUCUCAUUUUAAAUGGUGUGAUUUUGUUGAUUUUUGAUAAAGCUCUAGAUGAGCCGAAAUAUUCGUCUAUGUAUGCACAGUUAUGCAAACGACUCUCCGAAGAAGCUCCAUCUUUUGAAAAAGACCCCAACAGUUUAUGUACCUUUUUACGGCUGCUCAUCGCUGUUUGUCGUGACAAGUUUAAUAAUCGCCUCAAACGCGACAACACCGACGGUGACAACAACAAUCAAUUUAACAAAGUACAUCGACCAGAGUCACAAGCAAAUCUUGGCGAAAAUGAUACCGAUGAAGAAGAACGCCGUCAUCUGGCCAAACAGCGCAUGCUGGGUAAUGUUAAGUUCAUUGGUGAACUGCACAAAUUGGAUAUGUUGUCAACAAAUGUCCUGCAUCAGUGCAUCAUGGAAUUGCUGGACAAGAAGAAGAAGCGUUCACCCUCACAGCAGGAAAUGUGCGAGGACAUGGAGUGCUUGGCACAGCUGCUCAAAACGUGCGGGAAGGUCCUGGAUUCAGAACAGGGCAAAGAGCUGAUGAAUCAAUAUUUCGAUACAUUGGAACGCCGAUCAAAAUCGACUGACUAUCCGCCUAGGAUACGCUUCAUGUUGAAGGAUGUCAUCGAACUGCGUGAAAACAACUGGAUACCCCGUAAAGUGGCGACCACUGAGGGACCCGUGCCUAUUAAGCAGAUCCGCACCGACGAUGAUACAAUUAUUCGUACACCGUUCGCACAGAGGAAUCGCGAUAUGCGCAAUAAUGAUCGCGACGGUGAUAGCUGGAUGAAUCGUUUCCAUAUAAAUCUGCAACCAGGCUUUAAUGAUAUGUUUGGUAGUUUAAGCGUAACUGGUGCUUCGCCGAUUGUUUCACCAUUUGUUGGUAAUAACUCCAAUCGCCCCUAUAAUGGACGUGAGCGCAAUCAAGGUGGACGCGAUGGCAACAAUUACAACAAUCGUUACAAUAAGCACAAUAAUCAAAAUAGUGGAUCCGGUGGAAAUCGAGAGGACGGACGAGGUGGCCGCAAUGGGCACAUGGGACGAGAUGGUGACUCAUCUGGUCCAUCACAUUAUGGCAACGGCGGUGCAAACUCGCUGCUUAACAGCAAAGAACUUGCACCACGCUUCAAACGAAAUUUGAUGUCGACCAAUCAAGAUCCUGUGGAAAAUCUACAAAUGCGACCUGCUGCCAACUCGCUUCUUUUCAAAGCUGCGUCACAAAAUCAUAAACUGCCAGCAAUGUUGCCAAUGUCGACACCGCCAACUGGUAGCACUGGCUUCGGUAAUAGCAGUUCCAGUCGAGGUGGUGCUCCCAGCAAGGAUCAACUGUCUAACAUACAAUAUCCGUUACUUGGUACCCCUACUUCGCACAUAAUAAACCCAGCACGCCCUUCGUCGACUCCAUCUGCCGAAUAUGAUAGUGAGAAGAGUGUUCAAUCCGCCAGCUUGGGUUUAACUUUGGCGAGAGGUCUAAAAGCUACUUCUUCCUCGCCAAACUUCGGUGCAGCGAACAAUGCUACCGGCGAAAAAGGAAACCCUAUCGACAAUAAUACAGAUUACCCCAAUAUGUCGGAUGCUGUUUACAAAAAACGUAGCUCCACACCGGUAGAUCCACAACAGUUGGUCACUAAACAGGGUUCCGUGGAGAAGAUUGCUGGCGCUGGUGCGAAUAAACAGAAGAAAGAUAAAGCUUUUAACAAAGAAGAAGUUUUGAAGAAAACUACCACUUAUAUUAAAGAUAUUUUCUUCUACGAUUCCGAUGACGAUGAGGAUACAACUAUCACUGACUCCCCAGUUAACGACCAAGAAGGAGAUCACAAUGAUAGCGGCGUUGCUAGCUCGAACGCCAGCGAUAGCAUCCAUGGCAAGCAAUUUACUAAUCUAGUAGAUGGAUUUUUGGAUCUCAAAGUGCCUGAGAAAUGUAUGAAGGAUGUCUGCAUCAAUAUCAUAAUGGAUGUGCUGGAAAAACCCGAAGACAAGUAUUUGAAUCGUGUAAUCAUAUUCUUACAAGCAUUACGUAAGCAAUGCAAUAUCAAGCCCAAUAUUAUAUUGGAAGUUUUUAAGCAAGUUAUUAACAAAAUGAACGAACGUGAAGCUUUAAAUCCGCGCAUUGCCACACAUGUUGCUGGCCUGUUGAGCCGCGCCGUUGGCGAUGCUGGUCUACUCAAAUUGACCGAUAUUGCCAACUACACAGACAACGGUCAACAUUAUCCGCUAUUUUUGCUCGUGCUGCAGCAACUGCACAAGUCCAUUGGCAAAGAACCGUUGGCGGAGACAUUCCGUGAAAGUAAAAUCGAUUUGAUGAACAGUUUACCGGAAGUGGAUCGCAAUAAGACACGUUUAGCCGAAAUAUUGGACGAUCGCAACUUGGCUUUCCUCUAUCCGUUGCUCAAAGUGCAGGCAGAGAUGUAUAAGCAACUCACUAGCGAUCCAAAUCCCACAGCAUUCUUUAAGUGGAUCAAAGCCAAUGUCGAUUCCAAAUUCUAUAAAGAUGUUGGUUUUAUUAAUGCACUCAUGACAGUUAUAGUGAAAUAUAUAACACAAGAGACAACUCUAGCAGAAGGUACAGACACUAAGAAGCAUCCAGAUCGUGCCACCAUCGAGAAAGAGGAAUCGUUGCUACUCAAAUAUUGUCAAAUUCUGCAAACAUUCCUGGGUGGCAGUAACGAGCUGCAAUUGAUUGCUAUUUAUGCACUACAAGUUUUUUGCUAUAAUGAAAACUUCCCCAAAGGUAUGCUUUGCCGCUGGUUCAAAUAUCUCUAUGAAGCUGAAGUAAUCGAAGAGGAGACAUUUAUUUUAUGGAAGGAGGAAAUUUCAGACAAAUACCCUGGCAAGGGAACUGCAUUAUUCCAAGUUAACAAUUGGCUGACUUGGUUGCAAGAGGCCGAAUCUGAGGAUGACGAUGACUGAAUUUAGCAAAUCCAUUAACGCAAUAAAUAAAAAACAAAAUAUAUUUAAACACAAAUUAUUAACCUAUUAAACUGAUAGAUAACAAACUAACAAAAAUUAAAAAAAAAAUUUAAAAAAAAAUUAAAAAAAAAAAACUUUCGAAAUGAAUAAUGCGUUGAAUCGUUCGUUAGCACAUUCUGAAAAUCAACACUCCAAAUUAAAAUAAAAAAAGAAUGCUGCAUGAAGGCAAAGAUAAUCACAUGCACGCUAUUUGCAACAAAAAAAAAUAAUAAUAAUGAAAAUUAGAAUUAUAAAAUAUAUUAAUAAAACAUGAACAAAUUAAGCAAGCAUAAAAGCGACAAAAGAUCAGACUUCAGAAACUGGGGACGAAAUGAAUGAUAAUUUUGAACAUAAAUUUAAUACACUUAUUGUACUGUACUCCAGUUCUAUAUUUUUUCUCUCGAUACUGCAACAAUUCAUUGUGUGGAAGAAAACAAAAACAAUUUUAGAUAAUUACCAAUCACACUAAUUUUCUUAAACUCGAUCUUCAACGCUCAGUAAUUUUUUAGCAAAUUUAUUUCAAUAUAAUCUCUGAAUACUACGACUUUAUUUCUUAUUUUAAAAUGAAUAAACAACAAAAACAAAA
Bactrocera oleae (olive fruit fly) is the source of this 7767-nucleotide messenger RNA. Lineage: Eukaryota; Metazoa; Arthropoda; Insecta; Diptera; Tephritidae. The record is from RefSeq and is a predicted model, not a curated record.